Neocloeon triangulifer is the source of this 1731-nucleotide messenger RNA. RefSeq names its product short/branched chain specific acyl-CoA dehydrogenase, mitochondrial-like. The coding region runs from base 175 to 1434 and encodes 419 amino acids. The record is from RefSeq and is a predicted model, not a curated record. Gene Ontology annotation, molecular function: acyl-CoA dehydrogenase activity; flavin adenine dinucleotide binding. Gene Ontology annotation, cellular component: mitochondrion. Lineage: Eukaryota; Metazoa; Arthropoda; Insecta; Ephemeroptera; Baetidae. The transcript has 9 exons.
AAGGUCGUUCUAUGCCGGCCCAGCUGGAGCCUCUUGUUUGUUUUGCUCCGUUGAAAAUUGGAAAAGGCCCAAAGAGGAGGCCGUGUCCGUCGACUGGGGCAGCUUUCGCCGAGAUUCGAAACUUUUCCCUGUAGAUUUCUUCGUCCCCUUUUUCAUCCCCGUCCCCGUGUUUCGAUGUACUUAAGGACCAUGAGCCGCUCCAUCAUUUUAAGCAAUGCAAAGAGGUUGCAGGGGCUUGUUUUGGGGCGCGUUGGCCUCGUCCAGCGGCAGUGCCACCACGCCACUGCCCCCUUAGGACACUUCACCGCCGAGGAAACCAUGAUGAGGGACUCGGUGAGAAAACUGGCGCAGGAGAAAAUCGCCCCUUUGGUCAAAAAGAUGGACGAGGAGGAACAACUUGACCCCAGCAUUUUGCCCAUGUACUUUGAAAAUGGGUUGAUGGGCAUUGAAAUCCCUGAGGAGUACGGAGGGACUGGCGCGUCCUUUUUCUCGAGCAUCGUCGUGGUCGAGGAACUGUCGAAGGUUGACCCUGCAGUGAGCCUGGUGUGUGACAUCCAGAACACCCUGGUCAACAGCCUCAUCAUGCAGCUCGGCACCCCCGAACAGAAAAACAAGUACCUGCCCAGACUCGCCCAAGACACCGUUGGUGUCUUCUGCCUGUCGGAACCCUGGUCAGGGUCGGACGCGUUUGCCAUGAAAAUGGUGGCUAAGAAGGACGGAGACGACUUCAUCCUGGACGGCUCCAAAGUCUGGAUUUCGACUGCGGACAAGGCCGGAAUCUUCCUGGUGAUGGCCAACGCGGACCCUGCAGCGGGCUACAGGGGCAUUACAACCUUCAUUGUGGAAAAGGGGACGCCGGGACUGAGCAUCGGCCGGAAGGAGAAAAAACUGGGCAUCAGGGCGUCCAGCACUUGCCAGGUCAUCUUCGACAGUGUCAGGGUGCCCAAGUCGAAUAUUCUCGGAGAGUUUGGCAAAGGGUACAGGUACGCUGCGGGGAUGCUGAACGAAGGGCGGAUUGGAAUUGGGGCGCAGAUGGUCGGUCUUGCUCAGGGUUGCUUCGAUGCCACCAUCCCCUACACCCUGGAACGCAAACAGUUCAACCAACCCAUCUUUGACUUUCAGGGAAUGCAGCACCAGAUUGCUGAGGUGGCCACGCAAAUCGAGGCGGCCAGACUGCUGGUGUACAACGCGGCUCGGCUGAGGGAGGCGGGACAGCCCUUCGUCAAGCAGGCCUCGAUGGCCAAGGUCUACGCCUCUCAGGUGGCGACCCUGACGACGUCGAGGUGCGUCGAGUGGAUGGGCGGGGUGGGCUUCACCAGGGACCUGCCCCAGGAGAAGUUCUACCGGGACUGCAAGAUCGGCUGCAUCUACGAGGGCACCUCCAACAUCCAGCUCAACACCAUCGCCAAGUUGCUCAAACAGGAGUACUCUUAAAAAAAGGUACACCUUACUUGCCGCUAAUGUGCCAUUGCUACUCAAGUCAAUUCUCAUUGCUUAAGGUGGUGGUAAUUUUUUUAGGUCUGACAAAAACUGUAAUUAUUCAAGGAUUGCCCUAAACUUUUUAUGUUUUAUUAUUCUUUAUUCUUCUAUUUUCUAUAAUCUGAAUUGCAAUUCUGCUUCUUCUGUACUAAAUUUUUGUAAAACAUUAUUUAAAAUCCAUGUUAAACACUGAUUGAAACAGUAACUAUCACCUUAAGACAUAGUGAAUCUAUUUUUGUGUUUUAUGUAAUU